This is a messenger RNA of Fundulus heteroclitus (mummichog), 2734 nucleotides long. It is a transcript of the gene gdf6a, whose product is annotated as growth differentiation factor 6a. The transcript is spliced from 2 exons. Bases 221 to 1465 code for a protein of 414 amino acids. Lineage: Eukaryota; Metazoa; Chordata; Actinopteri; Cyprinodontiformes; Fundulidae. Gene Ontology annotation, cellular component: extracellular region. The record is from RefSeq and is a predicted model, not a curated record. Gene Ontology annotation, biological process: BMP signaling pathway; SMAD protein signal transduction. Gene Ontology annotation, molecular function: growth factor activity; cytokine activity.
GAAGCCCUGCAUUGAGCCGCCAUGGGGGCGUGUUUCUCUCGGUCCAGCAGUCUGCGCUCUUGUUUGGAGUUCAGAGCGAGAAAAACGCAUUUCUCCUGGUGCGACCGAAGAGCGCAUAGGUGGGAGCUCUCCGACUCUGACGCACACACCAUCUCCCCGGCUCCGGCGCUUCACCAACAGAAAGGAAGGUUAUAAAAGAGCUCAUCACCAUCAUCGAGCCAUGGACGCAUCUCGAGUCACUGCGAUAUAUUUGGGCCUGCUCCUUGUUUUGUUUUGGAAUAUACCAUGUUUCCAGUCUGCUGCUAUCAUCUCCCCCACUGCGCCUAAGAGGAACAGGGAAACCAGGAUCUCUCAUCCGUACGGACAAAGGUCAUCCAAGCUCUUCAAAGACAUCAUCGCGUCCUCGCACCUUGCAGCGGGACAUCACAAGGAAGAAGUCUCAAAGGAGACUGUUGUCCCGCACGAAUACAUGCUCUCCAUUUACAGGACGUACUCGGCCGCGGAGAAACUUGGACUAAACGCGAGCUUUUUCCGCUCCUCAAAAUCUGCCAACACCAUAACGAGUUUCGUGGACAAAGGAACAGACAAUCUUUUGCACUCUCCUCUGAGAAGACAGAAGUAUCUGUUUGAUGUCUCAACCCUUUCAGAGAAAGAGGAGCUGGUCGGAGCGGAACUGAGGAUAUUUAGGAAAGCCUUGGGGGGCCCGCAGUCGGCGGGACCCGUCCACAUCCAGCUCUACCCGUGUCGCUCCGACACACUGCUGGAUUCCAGGUCUCUGGACCCAUUGGAUUCCACCAAAGCCGGCUGGGAGGUUUUGGACGUGUGGGACGCGUUUCAUGCGCAACACCAGCAGAGAAGCCAGCUCUGCUUCCAGCUCAGGGCCACGCUCGGCAAAUCUGACGCAGAGGUGGACCUGAGGCGGCUGGGGCUGGACAGGAGCGGCCGGGGCCAGCAGGAGAAGGCAAUCCUGGUGGUUUACACCCGCUCCAAGAAGAGGGAGAACCUGUUCAACGAGAUGAAGGAGAAGAUUAAGUCGCGGAGGUCGGCUGAGGAGAAGCCGACGAAAGAGGGGAAAGGCGAGAAGCCGCGGCGGCGCAGGAGGACGGCGCCGAGCAACCGACACGGGAAGAGGCACGGUAAGAAGUCCAAGUACAGGUGCAGCAAAAAAGCUCUCCACGUGAACUUCAAGGAGCUGGGCUGGGACGACUGGAUCAUCGCGCCGCUGGGCUACGAGGCCUACCACUGCGAGGGCGUGUGCGACUUCCCGCUCAGGUCGCACCUGGAGCCCACCAACCACGCCAUCAUCCAGACCCUCAUGAACUCCAUGGACCCCAACAGCACCCCGCCCAGCUGCUGCGUGCCCACUAAACUCAGCCCCAUCAGCAUCCUGUUUACGGACUCGGGCAACAACGUGGUGUACAAACAGUACGAGGAGAUGGUGGUGGAGCAGUGCGGCUGCAGGUAGCGGCCACAACUCGUUUAGCAGGUGGAAAUGAACGACUGAAGAAGACAGAUUUGUUCCAACUCAAGUCCCGGUGGCUCCUGGACUGAAACGAUCACCUCCUCAUACGGUCCGAGGCGUUUAAUCCAAAAGGGAUGCGCUCCUAGGAGGACCCCCCACUUUUAUUUAUUCUGACUUCUAAUUAACACUAAAAGCGUCCAGCACAUUUAUCCCCCUCCAUGCAAAGACCUAAAACGCAUCGGACGUGUCCAGAACGUUUGGCACAAAGCAGCGAAUCGACGUGGUGCGCGCUCUGGCUGCAGGCCAGAGGGGAGCCUGCUUAUCCGGGAGGACGCACCUGAUUUGGACAGCCAGAGGGAAACCCGCCAGCCUUUAGAGGCUGGACUGGUUAUGGGUGUGCCCAUCCAAUGAAGGCCAUUUACAGACCUGGGUCAGAACCUGCUUUCACCAAAAAUAAAAUCAUUAAAUACACAUGGUGAAUGUCUGAUGUACCAAACACAAAAACGUGGAUCUGUAGGUGAGGCGAUAAGCUGGCGGUGGUGGUGAUGCCUUCAAGAGAUUUUUUAUUUUUGGCCUUGCAAGAUAACCCAGAUAAGACUCGUGCCUCCCCUGGGCCCUUACACACGAAAACCGAUUUUUAUUUUCUUCGAAAAGCACACAUACCUGGGGCGGAUUUUGAGCUCAAAAGUUACGCAAUGCACUUCCACGACUUCCUGCGCCAUGCACGGACAAGUGGGCAGCGAGGAAAUGUAAAAGACUCGCCAAACGAGACGAUAUAAAUGCACAUUAGCUUUGAAUGCACUGCUGUUCAUUAUUUUUUUUCCUCUCUUUAUCGCUGUGCUGUAAAUAUUUGUACAGUCAAAAAAUAAAAAAUAAAAACUUUGCAAAGUGCUACGAAUGAAGAAAUGCGCAAACGGCAUUUCUUUGUAAAUGUACAAAACUGCACUCAAAUCCGUAAAGAUUUCUAUUCUAUAAUUAUUUUUAUUAUUUGUGAUGUACAGAGUUCCAUGAUAAUCAUAUAUUUCUUACGUCAAAAAGAGUAAUUUAAGGUGUCUCCAAUAUUUUUGCAGAGGGUGGAAAGUACCAUUAUUAAUAUCUAUCUACCUCAUUAUUGCAUAUAGGAUCUGAGUUUGAGGUGCAUUCAGUUAAAGUGUAAAGAGCUUUUACAAUGAUAUAUAUAUAAGAUCAUUUAUAUACAUAUAUUACUGGAUACUACUCCACGCCAUUACUGUACAAAUAAAAAUUCCAAACAAAGUCUGGAAUUUCUGGUGA